AUGUCAAUUGCUGGAAACAUUUUGGUCGUACUCGCCAUAUACACGGAUCGAGGUCUUCGACGGAUCGGAAAUCUUUUCCUCGCGAGUUUGGCCAUAGCCGACUUAUUUGUCGCCAGUUUGGUAAUGACAUUUGCCGUCGCAAACGAUUUAUUAAAAUAUUGGGUUUUCGGUUCGCAAUUUUGCGACACUUGGAUCGCAUUCGACGUCAUGUGUUCGACUGCAAGCAUAUUAAAUUUGUGCGUCAUUUCGUUAGAUAGAUACAUACACAUAAAGGAUCCACUCAGAUACGGAAGAUGGGUGACGAGAAAAGUCGCUUUAGGCUCGAUAGCGGCCAUAUGGAUAUUAGCCGCACUAGUAUCUUUUCUUCCAAUAUCCCUGGGGAUUCACACGUCGCAAGAUCCCUGGGAAUACACGGAAUCAGGUGUCAAAUAUUACACGUGUGCAAUGGAUUUACUUCCAAUAUAUGCGGUCCUUUCGAGCUGCAUAAGUUUUUACAUUCCGACUUUAGUUAUGUUAGGCAUAUAUUUAAGAUUGUACAUGUAUGCUCAAAAACAUGUAAAAAGUAUACGGGCCGUAACAAAGCCAUUUAAUAAUUCAAAUCAUUCAUCGGAUCAACCUCACGCGAUCGCAGCCAAACUCAACGCCCAAAAUUCAAGUGCAUAUCACGUGUCUGAUCAUAAAGCAGCCAUAACCGUAGGAAUCAUAAUGGGUGUAUUUCUCGUUUGUUGGGUUCCUUUUUUUUGCGUCAACAUCGUUGCUGCUUUUUGCAAACAUUGCAUUCCGACGGAUGUUUUCAAGGUACUCACGUGGUUGGGAUAUUCGAAUUCGGCAUUUAAUCCCGUCAUAUAUUCUAUAUUCAACACGGAAUUUCGUGAAGCUUUUAAAAAAAUAUUAACGACAAAUUAUGCCGGAUAUUGUUGGAACGAUAGAAGGUCGGAGUUUGGUUAUCGCAGCAGGAAAAGCACUGACGAAUAUUUCGGAGUGAGAAAUUCGUGUGAAAAAUUAAGAAAAAAUGGUUCUUGCACGCAAAUAAAAGAAUGUUCGAGUUCCGGAUCACCCAGACAAGUGAGAGUAUCAUCGACGGAUAAGGGAGUACGUUAA
Messenger RNA from Pediculus humanus corporis (human body louse), 1101 nucleotides. RefSeq names its product class A rhodopsin-like G-protein coupled receptor GPRdop1, putative. Gene Ontology annotation, biological process: adenylate cyclase-activating adrenergic receptor signaling pathway. Gene Ontology annotation, molecular function: G protein-coupled receptor activity. The coding region runs from base 1 to 1101 and encodes 366 amino acids. Gene Ontology annotation, cellular component: membrane. The record is from RefSeq and is a predicted model, not a curated record. The transcript is spliced from 6 exons. NCBI's taxonomy places the organism in Eukaryota, Metazoa, Arthropoda, Insecta, Psocodea, Pediculidae.